UGGCUGUGAACGAUAGAGGCCGGGGUUGUAGGGCCCAUGUUUCUCCAUCACCCCCACCUGCUGGGGCUCAGGAUCCCCAAAACACAAGGCCAGGGAAGGGUCGAGAAUCAUCUCUGCUGACUGACCCGGGAAACUGAGACCCAGAGCCUGGUAGAGACGGAAGGCUGGCGAGGUGUCACCGGGGCCACCCUGUCCUCACCAUGCAGACCCCGCUGCUACUCCUGCUGCUUCUGGGGGGCUCCUAUGGCUUGUUUCCCGAAGAACCACCACCACUCAGCGUGGCCCCCAGCGACUACUUGAGUCACUACCCUGUGUUCGUGGGCAGCGGACCUGGUCGUCUGGCCCCUGUGGAGGGCGCUGAAGGCCUUAACAUCCAGCGAGUGCUGAGAGUCAACAGAACACUGUUCAUCGGGGGCAGGGACAACCUGUACCGGGUGGAGCUGGAACCACCCUCGUCCACCGAGCUGCGGUACCAGCGGAAGCUGACCUGGCGCUCCAACCCCAGUGACAUUGAUGUCUGUCGGAUGAAGGGCAAACAAGAGGCCGAGUGUCGCAACUUCAUAAAGGUGCUGCUGCUUCGAGACGAGUCCACGCUCUUCGUGUGUGGCUCCAACGCCUUCAACCCCAUCUGCGCCAAUUACAGUAUGGACACACUGCAGCCCCUUGGGGACAACAUUAGUGGCAUGGCCCGCUGCCCCUAUGACCCUAAACAUGCCAACGUCGCCCUCUUCUCAGAUGGGAUGCUGUUCACAGCCACCGUGACCGACUUCCUAGCCAUCGACACUGUCAUCUACCGCAGCCUCGGGGACCGGCCCACCCUGCGCACAGUAAAACAUGACUCCAAGUGGUUCAAAGAGCCCUACUUUGUCCACGCAGUGGAAUGGGGAAGCCACGUCUACUUCUUCUUCCGGGAGAUCGCAAUGGAGUUUAACUACUUGGAGAAGGUGGUGGUGUCUCGAGUGGGGCGUGUGUGCAAGAACGAUGUGGGCGGGUCCCCCCGUGUGCUGGAGAAGCAGUGGACAUCCUUCCUGAAGGCUCGGCUCAACUGCUCGGUGCCCGGGGACUCACACUUCUACUUCAACGUCCUGCAGGCCGCAACGGGUGUGAUGAGCCUGGGGGGCCGGCCCAUCGUGCUAGCCGUCUUCUCCACGCCCAGCAACAGCAUCCCGGGCUCCGCUGUCUGCGCCUUUGAUAUGAACCAGGUGGCCGCUGUGUUUGAAGGCCGCUUCCGGGAGCAGAAGUCACCCGAGUCCAUCUGGACGCCAGUGCCAGAAGACCAGGUGCCUCAGCCCAGGCCCGGGUGCUGUGCAGCACCUGGUAUGCGGUACAAUGCAUCCAGCGCUCUACCAGAUGAAAUCCUGAACUUCGUCAAGACUCACCCGCUGAUGGAUGAGGCAGUGCCCUCCUUGGACCACACACCCUGGAUCGUGAGGACUCUGAUGCGGCACCAACUGACACGAGUGGCUGUGGAUGUGGGUGCUGGGCCCUGGGGCAAUCAGACCGUGGUCUUCCUUGGCUCCGAGGUGGGCACUGUCCUCAAGUUCCUUGUGAGGCCCAACGCCAGUGUCUCAGGGACCACAGGGCCCAGCGUCUUCCUAGAGGAGUUUGAGACCUACCGGCCAGACAGGUGCGGACGACCUGGUAGUGGCAGCGAGACAGGGCAGCGACUGCUGAGCCUGGAGCUGGAUGCAGCCUCGGGAGGCUUGCUGGCCACCUUCCCCCACUGCAUAGUCCGAGUGCCCGUAGCCCGCUGCCAGGAGUACUCGGGCUGCAUGAAGAACUGUAUUGGCAGCCAAGAUCCAUACUGCGGGUGGGCGCCUGAUGGCUCCUGCAUCUUCCUCAACCCAGGGACCAGUGCCACAUUUGAGCAGGACGUAUCUGGGGCGACCACCGCAGGCUUAGGAGACUGUACAGGCCUCCUGAGGGCCAGCUUGUCUGAUGAACGUGCAGGGUUGGUGUCUGUGAACCUGCUGGUGACAUCUUCGGUGGCAGCCUUUGUUGUGGGCGCAGUGGUGUCUGGUUUCAGCGUGGGCUGGUUCAUGGGUCUCCGUGAGCGGCGGGAACUGGCCCGUCGCAGGGACAAGGAGUCCAUCCUGGCCCACGGUGGUGGUGAGGCGGUCCUGAGUGUGAGCCGUCUGGGCGAACGCAGAGGGGCUGGGCCUGGGGGUCGUGGAGGAGCUGGUGGUGGCCCUGGGGGUCCCCCAGAGGCCCUGCUGGCCCCCCUCAUGCAGAAUGGCUGGACGAAGGCCACAUUGCUUCAAGGUGGCCCUCACGAUUUGGACUCGGGGCUGUUGCCCACCCCGGAGCAGACGCCACUGCCUCAGAAACGGAUGCCGACCCCGCACCCCCAUGCCCAUGCCCUGGGUCCCCGAGGCUGGGAGCACAGUCACCCCCUGCUUUCGGCCUCGGCUUCCUCAUCCCUGCUGUUGCUGGCCCCGACCAGGGCCACCGAGCAGCCUGGGGUGCCAGCCGAGCCUGUGCCCGACAGUCGUCUCUGUGCCCCCAGGUCAGGUCGGGCACCACACCCCGCUGACCUGCCACCCACACCCCAUGCCAGCCCGGACCGGCGUAGGGUGGUGUCAGCACCCACCGGCCCUUUGGACCCAUCGUCAGUGGGUGACAGUGUGUCCAGGCCUUGGAGUCCCCCCCCAACGGGCAGUCUACGGAGGCCGGGUCCCCACGGGCCACCUGCAGCCGCCCUGCGUCGCACGCACACGUUCAACAGCGGCGAGGGCCACAUGGGAGACCGUCACCGUGGCCGACACCCCAGGCCCAGCACGGACUUGGCUCACCUCCUCCCCUAUGGGGCUGGGGAGCGGACUGCACCCGCAGUGCCCUAGACCUGGGGGCCCCCAAUACUUUGGCGGUGCCAACCACAAUAUCCAGGACUGGGGUGGCAGGACAUCGCCUGGCCUGGCCUGCACCAAGUGGGGUGCAUUGGUCCCCCAGCCACCCAUGUGGGGAUGCCCUCUCCAGAGGGAAGCACAAGAGCCCCUGGAUUCCGGGAGGACACAGGACACUGAAGCCAGAUGGUCUGGGGGUGGUCCGGGGAGACCUCCGCCUCCAACUUCUGCGCAUAGAUUUUUUUGGGGUUUAUUUUGUGAAUUUUUUUCUAAGAAAUUGCACAGCCCCAUUCUUGGGGUGGCGGCCAGGGUGAGGGGGUGUGAGGAUGUGGGGUGAGGGGAGGCAGAGCUGCAGACAAGAGCCUCCAUACCCCACUAUAUCCUCUGGAGUAAAGGAAGCCCCCUCCUCAUCCUGGGCCCCUGCGUGUGUGGGUGUGUGUAACGUGUGCAUGGCGUGUUUGUGUGCAAGGGCCUGGGACGGAGGUGUGUGUGUGCGUCAGGGCCGCUGUGGGCGUGCGUGUGCGUGUGUGACUCAGUGUGUGGGUGGUGGCGCCCCCAGGGACCCUGAUGUCGGCAGAGCCAAUGUUGGGGCUUCUGGAAAGAAGCCCAGUUGGGGGGCAUCGGAAGUGCCGGUUUGGAGUUCGAAUCCUGCUUCUUGCAGAGGGGAUCUGGGGGACCAGUCUGGGAGUCAGAGGAGCCUGCAACAGCUUCUAAGGGCUUGUGGGGAUCUCAGGGGGGUAUAGGUGGGCAGACUCCCCUGUAAAUAUGGCCCUGGGGUGGUCAGAGGGUCCCAUGCCGCCUGUCCCCCCCGUGACCUCCCCUCUUUGAUCACCAGCUGACUGUGCAUGCCACGCGGCCAGCUGAGUCCAGGACCCUUCCCAGCCCCAGCCCCUUGAAUAAAACUCUGUUUACAUCCACCGGC
Molecule: messenger RNA, 3765 nt
Organism: Nannospalax galili (Upper Galilee mountains blind mole rat)
Lineage: Eukaryota; Metazoa; Chordata; Mammalia; Rodentia; Spalacidae
Gene: Sema6b
Product: semaphorin 6B
Exons: 17
Coding region: 201-2840 (879 amino acids)
Biological process (GO): neural crest cell migration; axon guidance; negative regulation of axon extension involved in axon guidance
Molecular function (GO): chemorepellent activity; semaphorin receptor binding
Source: RefSeq, a predicted model, not a curated record